AUGGCUUCAAACACGAUUGAAAACAAUGUCUACGGCAUAAACAUCGUUCGGGGAACAUUGGACGCUGUUCCGUCAGUCCUCGCCCUUCUAGAUGCUGCAGUCGAAUGGCUGGUAUCACGCGACAGGGCUGGGCAAUGGGGAACAUCACCAUUUUCUGAGAAUCCAAAACGCGAAGAACAAGUCAGGGAAUUUGUCACAGCGGGUCAUGGUCUCUGGCUCGCUGUCGAGGUUCCCAAUGACACGUCCAUUGUGGGCGACACUCAACUCUCCCAAGUUAUGAAGGGAGAAGUUUUAGGGGUAAUUGUAGGUGCACUUGCCCUUGGGGAGAGGUCGCCUUAUGUGCCACCUGUCUCUGAGCCUGAACUCUACGUGCGACUGCUAGUCACCGAUCGCCGAUGUGCUGGGAAGCAUAUUGGCAAACGGCUUUUGGAUCACGCGUAUGAUCUUGCCAGAAAGGAGGGAGUCUCAUUGCUACGGGUAGAUUGCUAUGCAGGUGGUGAUGGUAAAUUAAUCCAGUACUAUGAGUCUCAAGGGUUUGAUCGAGUUGAAAUUUUGAACGGGGAAGGUGACUGGCCUUGCCAGGUGCUUGCUCAACGGUUAGACGACAUGAAAAGAGAAGAGAGUUGUUGA
Messenger RNA from Penicillium verhagenii, 630 nucleotides. RefSeq lists its product as uncharacterized. Lineage: Eukaryota; Fungi; Ascomycota; Eurotiomycetes; Eurotiales; Aspergillaceae. The record is from RefSeq and is a predicted model, not a curated record. The coding region runs from base 1 to 630 and encodes 209 amino acids. Gene Ontology annotation, molecular function: acyltransferase activity, transferring groups other than amino-acyl groups. The transcript has 2 exons.